Agrilus planipennis (emerald ash borer) is the source of this 1882-nucleotide messenger RNA. Its product is annotated as polygalacturonase-like. Gene Ontology annotation, biological process: pectin catabolic process. The record is from RefSeq and is a predicted model, not a curated record. Bases 770 to 1882 code for a protein of 370 amino acids. The transcript has 2 exons. NCBI's taxonomy places the organism in Eukaryota, Metazoa, Arthropoda, Insecta, Coleoptera, Buprestidae. Gene Ontology annotation, cellular component: extracellular region. Gene Ontology annotation, molecular function: polygalacturonase activity.
UUUACAAUACUUUGUUGUAAGUUUAAUUGUGUAAACUAAAGUUAUUUAAGUUUAUGCAAAUAUUUUUGGACCAGAUUUGACAACUAGAGACGCGUUUUUCUUUACAUUUACCGCCUAUGCUUUCGAGAGAACGCAUUAGGACGAUCAGGACGACACACGGUUGGAGAAGGAUUUUUGCUUAUGAUGCGGCAGUCCACGCGCUGUGUAAUAAUGAGUUGACGAUAGAAACCAAGCACGUGCACAAGCCGUGAGUGGAUUGUCGUUCCAUGCUCCGUGUAACCGCAUCUUAAGAAUUUUGUUAUCUUUGGAAUGAUACCUCACUCGACUUUUUCUAAUAUUUUUUAGGUUUUUUAGGGUUCUCCUCCGGUUUAGUCCUUCAAAACGCAAUGUUAACAAAAUCCGUUUUUAGUGUGCCUCCAUGUAGCCUUAAGAUUUUAUUCAGAUCCACCCAAUCCAUUCAAUUGCUUCACCUGUUCGUUGAUCAUUGCUAUACAUAUAGAGAGAUAUACAAAAAUAUAUAAUUUGCUAAAGUUAUAUCACAAACUCACAAAAAACUAAAAAGUGUAAAGAUGUCUCUACCAGAUAAUUUAUACGUAUGUCAACUGUAAUCAACUUAUCAGUUCCCAAAAAAAUACUGUAGAGGUAUAGAAUACAACUUAAAUUCUUAAGGUUUACAUUCAAACGUAGUUUACCUCUAUUUACAAUACUUAUUUAAACUUCUUCGUUUACGGUUGUGAUAUAAUAGAAACCAUACAUUACUAAAUUCAGAAUGAAACCGUUCGAAUUAGUCGUGAUUUGUAUUCUACUAGUGAGUACAUCUUGGGCAGCUGAAAAUUACGACGACAUACCCGCUGAUUGUACUCUAACUGGUAAUUCCUUGGAUCCUCUAGAUUCAAUAGUAUCCAAUUGUACAGAGAUUUUGGUAAAGGAUUUCGAAGUGCCUGCUGGUCGUAAUUUAACCAUAGAACCACAAGAUGGUACCACAAUAGUAUUUUCAGGACGCAUUACUAUUGGUUACAAAGAAAUGAGGGGGUCCCUUAUUAUAAUUAGGGGCAACAAUUUGACAGUUAUCGGAGCUCCAGGACAUAUUUUCGAUUGUGAUGGAGCCAGAUGGUGGGAUGGACUUGGCGGAGGGGGUGGAAAACUAAAACCAAAAUUCUUUAGGAUUCAAAACGUCACUAAUUCAAUUUUUAAAGACCUAAAUAUUAAAAAUACGCCCACCCAGUGCUUCUCAAUUAACGGCUGCCAGAAUGUGACCUUAACAAAUAUCACCAUAGAUGAUUCGGAUGGUGAUAAACAAGGAGGUCACAACACUGAUGCUUUUGACACGUCAUCAUCGAAAAGGGUUACAAUAAUGAAUUCUCGUAUUUUUAAUCAAGAUGAUUGCCUUGCUGUCAAUUCCGGAAGUGAUCACGUAUUCAUAAAUAACACUUGCUCAGGAACUCACGGAAUUUCCAUUGGGUCUGUCAGAAACGCGGUUGUUGAAAACAUUUUUGUUAAGAAUUGUACCGUAGUAAACUCUGGUACUGGUGUACGCAUCAAGACAGUAUUCAACACUACCGGAAUUGUAAGAAAUAUUACGUAUGAAGAUAUUACUCUAAAGAAUAUUAGAGAUUUCGGUAUAACCAUCCGUGGCGAUUACGUAAAUAAUGGAACAACUGGCCCUCCAUUACCAGGCUUUAACAUAUCUGACAUUACCCUCCGAAAUAUUCAUGGUAGUGUCGAAAGCCGUGGUACCAAUGUUUUCGUCCUGUUGGCGGAUGGAGUGGCAUCACAUUGGACGGUAGAAAGUAUUGAUGUUCAUGGAGGACGUAGACGACCUAACUGUACUGGAAUACCAAUUGACAGUGGAUUGAAAUGUGAAGAUUAUAAUGGAAAAUGA